Messenger RNA from Gloeophyllum trabeum ATCC 11539, 1161 nucleotides. RefSeq lists its product as uncharacterized. The transcript has a single exon. The record is from RefSeq and is a predicted model, not a curated record. Gene Ontology annotation, molecular function: DNA binding. The annotation marks the transcript as partial. Gene Ontology annotation, biological process: DNA recombination; DNA integration. NCBI's taxonomy places the organism in Eukaryota, Fungi, Basidiomycota, Agaricomycetes, Gloeophyllales, Gloeophyllaceae.
AAAAAACCCCGUCCUGACUGUCACAUCAAUCCAUCUCCGUAUCGUCCUCUCGUCGCGGCUUCCGAUAGACUUCGUUGCUGGUACACGCCCUUCACGGAGGCCCGAGAUCAGCGACUAUGCAAUUCAGUAGACUCCUCUUCAGUUAAUAAGCUCUUCAACACUCUCUUAGCAUCUCUCGACAUCUCCACCAGACAAGAGUACGGCUCUGGCCUGCUUCGCUUUGCUCAGUUUUGCGAUGAUCACAACAUAGAUGAAAAUUCACGCAUGCCGGCUUCAGAAGAAUUAUUAUCAAUAUUUAUUGCCGAACGUGCAGCGGGCCUUCGCAGUGACUCAGCGGCUCAAAAUUGGCUCCAAGGCAUACACUAUUGGCACAAGAUAAAUGGCGCACCAUGGUAUGGUAAUGAACUACUCAAACAAACUCUCAAAGGGGUGCGCAAGAUGGUUCCAGAUUCUGCGAAGCGGGUCAAGAGACCGCCGGUGACGGUGGAGCAUAUGUGGGCACUCUGGCGGGGACUUGACUUAACGAACUCGUUCGAUGCCGCCGUGUGGGCGUGCGCCUGUACGGCCUUUCGUGGUUGCUGUCGGCUGGGGGAGUUAACAGUUCCCAGUAGAAACAGCUUCGACGCUACCAAGCACGUAGCGCGCGGUACCUCCAUUCGUUGGCAAACGUUACCAGGGAAUGUACGGUCCGUUCAUUUUCACAUACCAUGGACCAAGACCACACAGCACGAGGGUGCGGACAUAUCACUCACUGCCCGGGGGGACAUCGAUCCAUGGUUUGCCAUGCGCCAACAUCUUCAUGCCAACCAUAACGUUCCCACGACAGCCCCCUUAUUUGCAUUCGAAACGUCCGCUGGCUCGUGGGCGCCCAUGGUCAAGGAUUGGUUCCUUAUUCGCUGCCGCUCUAUUUGGACGACAGCCGGAUUACAGGACGUCUUCGGGCACAGCUUCCGGAUCGGUGGGACGACGGAGAUGCUGCUAGAGGGCAUAUCACCGGAAGUGGUGGCUGCGCAGGGCCGGUGGAAGUCGAUGGCUUUCAUGUUAUAUUGGCGCAAGAUAGAAUCAAUUCUCCCGCUUUUCGUAUCACGUUCUUACACCCAUUCUCGUAUUCAAGCUGCCAACGAUGGACUAGAGCACUUCCGGGUACGCAAUGGACUACCG